AACUCUGUUCUAAUCUAGCAUUUUCGUAGUUGAAAAAACUCUACCCCAAAAACAGAAAACCCCUCACAUUCCUCCCUUCCCUUCUUUUUCCUUCUUUGCCCCUUACCAAACACAAUCUCUCUCUCCAAUUUCCUCCAAAAUUCAGAGAGAAAAUAAAAAAAAGAAGAAGAUAAUUUUGUUAUGUCAGACAAAGAGAGAGAAAAAAAGACAGCCAAGAAUUUUCUGGAAUCUUUGAUGGAACGAUCUUUUUUUUCCUUUUACACUUGGCUUUUUUGUUCAGAGAAGAGUCUUUUCGAAGUUUAUUGUUUGUUUUCGUUUUGUUUUUUUGCUCCUUGACUCGGUCAACGACCAAUAUGUGUGUGAUUUCGGAUGCCCGUUUUAGACCGAAUUGAUGGGUCAACGAUUCGUCAAAGUGGAAGAUUGAUGACGAUUUUGGGGAUUUAACUCUUCAAAUCAAAAGUGGAAAAAAAUUGAUGGAGCGAUUCAUCUCCGUUUGUUCAUGGUUGAUUUUGGUGUUGUAUUUGGUUUUCAGAGUUGCGGGAAAUGCGGAAGGUGAUGCUUUGAAUGCUUUGAAGGCCAAUUUGAUUGACCCAAAUAAUGUGUUGCAAAGUUGGGACUCAACCCUUGUUAAUCCUUGCACAUGGUUUCAUGUCACGUGUAAUAGUGAAAAAAGUGUAACAAGAGUUGAUCUUGGGAAUGCGGGUCUAUCUGGUCAAUUGGUUCCACAGAUCGGGCAGCUUAUGAAUUUGCAGUAUCUGGGGCUUUAUGGCAAUAACAUAUCUGGAAUAAUCCCAGAGGAGCUUGGAAAUUUGAUAAACUUGGUGAGCUUGGAUCUUUCCUUGAAUGCUUUAACCGGGAACAUUCCAACUACUCUGGGCAAGCUUCCAAAACUACGUAUCCUGAGGCUUUAUAACAAUAACAUAUCUGGAAUAACCCCAGAGGAGCUUGGAAAUUUGAUAAACUUGGUGAGCUUGGAUCUUUCCUGGAAUGCUUUAACCGGGAACAUUCCAACUACUCUGGGCAAGCUUCCAAAACUACAUACCCUGCGUCUCAACAACAACAAAUUGUCUGGACAAAUUCCUAGGUCCUUAACUACUCUUAAGUCACUGCAAGUGCUGGAUCUUUCAGACAAUCAGCUAGUAGGUGAUAUUCCAGUUAAUGGUUCCUUUUCAGUACUUACACCUAUCAGUUUUGUUAAUAAUCGACUGAAUAAUCUUCUACCUGCUCCACCACCUCCUAUCUCACCUACAGCUCCAACUCCAUCAGGUAAUAGUGCCAAUGGUGCUAUUGGUGGAGUUGCUGCUGGAGCUAGCCUGCUUUUUUCUGCUUCUGCAAUUUUACUUGCUUGGAGGCAUAGAAGGAAACCACAGGAUCAUUUCUUUAAUGUACCUGCUGAGGAGGUCCUAGAAGUUCAUUUGGGAAAACUUCAAAGGUUUUCUUUGCGUGAACUACAAGUGGCAACAGAUAACUUUAGCAACAAAAACAUUCUGGGUAGAGGUGGUUUUGGUGAAGUUUACAAAGGUCGCUUAGCUGAUGGUUCUGUAGUGGCAGUAAAAAGAUUUAAAGAUGACCGUACUCCAGGUGGAGAGUUGCUGUUCCAAAAAGAGGUAGAAAUGAUAAGUAUGGCUGUGCAUCGGAAUUUGCUACGUCUCCGUGGCUUUUGCAUGACCCCUACAGAAUGGCUGCUAGUCUAUCCCUUUAUGGUUAAUGGUAGUGUUGAAACCUGUUUAAGAGGGCGUCCGGAGUCUCAAUCACCACUUGAUUGGGCUAUAAGGAAACGGAUUGCAGUGGGAGCUGCAAGGGGGCUUGCAUAUUUGCAUGAUCAUUGUGAUCCUAAGAUUAUACACUGUGAUGUGAAGGCUGCAAAAAUAUUGUUGGAUGAGGAAUUUGAAGCAGUAGUUCGAGACUUUGGGCUGGCCAAACUGAUGGACUAUAAAGAUACUCAUGUGACAACUGCUGUUCGUGGCACAAUUGGUCAUAUAGCUCCUGAAUACCUAUCAACUGGAAAGUCAUCAGAGAAAACUGAUGUUUUUGGGUAUGGUGUUAUGCUUCUUGAACUCCUUACAGGACAGAAGGCUUUCAAUCUUGCUCGGCUUGCAAAUGAUGAAGAUGUCAUGUUGCUUGACUGGGUAAAAGGGCAUGUGAAAGACAGGAGGUUGGAAAGGCUGGUUGAUUUGGAUCUUGAGGGUAAUUACAUAGUCGAAGAAGUGGAACAGCUAAUCCAGGUGGCUCUUUUGUGCACUCAAGGCUCCCCAAUGAAACGACCUAAGAUGUCUGAAGUCAUCAUGAUGCUGGAGGGUGAUGGCUUGGUUGAAAGAUGGGAAGAGUGGCAGAAAGAAGAAAUGUUUGGCCAAGAGCUUAACCAUAACGGCUUGGCUGAAAGAUGGGAAGAGUGGGAGGAGGAAGAAAUGUUCAGCCAUGAGUACCCAACCGCCUGAAUACUAAUUGGAUAAUUUCAGACUCCACACAUCUCACAUCCCUCCUAGAUGACCACUUCUGCAAAUAGAAGGUCUUCAGGCAGAGUUGGUUUUGUAUUUUAGAUUCGCAUUGUUCACAUUUGCGCAUGUAGUUUUUCAUUUUGGUUUCUUUUUUGGCCCCAUUUAUCCUGUUUUUGUAAUUUAUAUACUACAGUAAACUAUUUUCGAUCAUUUCCUGACUUACAGCUAAUUUUCAAAAAGAACAAGAGUUCAACCUUUACGAAAAGGCCCGUUGUGAGGGAAAAAAGCCUCUUCC
Messenger RNA from Durio zibethinus, 2733 nucleotides. Its product is annotated as BRASSINOSTEROID INSENSITIVE 1-associated receptor kinase 1-like. Gene Ontology annotation, molecular function: ATP binding; receptor serine/threonine kinase binding; protein kinase activity. The record is from RefSeq and is a predicted model, not a curated record. Gene Ontology annotation, biological process: protein phosphorylation. Lineage: Eukaryota; Viridiplantae; Streptophyta; Magnoliopsida; Malvales; Malvaceae.